AUGUUCCGCCUUAUCUCUCGUUGUAGUAGAAGAGCCUACCACUCUACGUCUCACCCAGCUUCAAACAUUAUUGUAAACAAAAGAACUCCGCAGGGUGUUCUCUUUAGCAAGGCUUUGGAUUACGUUCCAAAGUAUGGGUUUUCGAAAAACUCCAUCAAUGCAGCUGUAGCCGAUUUAGGCUAUUCUGACUCAAUCCAGAGUGCUGUCUCUGCUCUGUCCCAGCACUCUCCCGAGUACGGAUUGGUACUUUUUUGGCUUCAGUCUCAGAGACAAAAACUCUACGAUCAUGCUUUGAACGAAAAUGCCGACUUCCAUAGUAUUGGAGAUGAGUACAGUCGUGCGGCAUACUUGAUCAAAGAGCGUUUGGGCUACAACGAGCCAAUCAUUGACCAUCUCUCCGAGGCGCUUUCCAGACUCAUUUUACCAUACAAUUGGCAACUGUCUUUAGAGGAACUACAUAAUUUGUCGGAUGACAUUGCUUUCUACGCUGGCGACGAGUCAAACGAUAGUGCAUGGUACGCCAAGAGAUUUCUUUUAUCUACUAUAUAUGUCAAAUCGGAGUUGUUCAUGCUUCAAGACUCCAGUGCAGGCUUUGAACGGACACACGCUUAUGUUGAUGAGAGCGUCGCAGCCAUGAAGUCCAUGGGAUACUCAUACAGCUCUGUUGAGCAGUGGGCCAUGUUUAACGCCAUCUCUAUAGUCAACUUGAUUAAGAGCCAGUUGACUCGUGGAUAG
Messenger RNA from Australozyma saopauloensis, 735 nucleotides. RefSeq names its product ubiquinone biosynthesis protein. Gene Ontology annotation, cellular component: mitochondrial inner membrane. Gene Ontology annotation, molecular function: lipid binding. Gene Ontology annotation, biological process: ubiquinone biosynthetic process. The coding region runs from base 1 to 735 and encodes 244 amino acids. The transcript has a single exon. Lineage: Eukaryota; Fungi; Ascomycota; Pichiomycetes; Serinales; Metschnikowiaceae. The record is from RefSeq and is a predicted model, not a curated record.